UAUAUUAAUCGUGUUCCAAUUUGAUAUUGAUACACAAAAGAAUGCCACAACUGGGCAGGUGAUACCCCAUGGAAACUGAAACAACUUGCAAGUCUUCAUCUUCAUAAUCUGUGUGUCAGAUCGCAAUAUACAGCCUUGCCCCAGUUUCCAUGGAGAAUUUUGAAGAUGGUGCUCGUGAAGGUUUACUAUCAGUAAACGUGAACAUAAACGAAAAUGGUGGAUUCAACGGAUCAGAAAUCAAAAUACAAGUGAAGGAUUUGACGAGAUCGUUAGAUAAAGGAGUUACGAUUCUUCAAAAUGUUAACCUGGACAUACCCAAAGGCAAAAUCAUGGGGAUCAUUGGGCCAAGUGGCAGCGGUAAAUCAACGCUACUCAGAGCACUCAAUCGUCUAUGGGAACCACCUUCCGGCACGGUGUUUCUCGACGGAAACGAUAUCACCGGCCUUGAUGUUCUUGAGCUUCGUCGGAAAGUGGGUAUGCUAUUUCAGCUUCCAGUUUUGUUCCAAGGUACAGUUGCAGAUAAUAUAAGAUAUGGGCCACAGUUGAAAGGAAAGAAACUUAAAGAUGAACAAGUGUACAAGUUGCUGACCAUCGCUGAUCUCGAUUCUUCUUUCUUCGAUAAACAAGGAAGCGAACUAUCUGUCGGUCAAGCGCAAAGAGUUGCACUUGCUAGAACACUAGCCAAUGAACCAGAGGUUCUGUUGUUAGACGAGCCAACGAGUGCGUUGGAUCCAAUAUCUACGCAAAACGUGGAAGACGUGUUGGUGAAGCUGAAGAGUAGAGGGAUGACAAUUGCUAUGGUUUCUCAUAGCAUCAAACAGAUUCAAAGGAUUGCAGAUGUGGUUUGCCUUCUUGUUGGGGGUGAAAUUGUUGAAGUCCUGAGGUCUGAGGAUCUCUCCCAAGCUAAGCAUCCUAUGGCCAUAAGAUUCCUUCAACUCAGCUCUUAAUUAGUUUUCACCUGUUGCUAUGUUUAUUUGAGUUCAUAUGAACCACCCUCUUGAAAUGAAUGAAUGUUAUUUUGUAUCA
Molecule: messenger RNA, 1026 nt
Organism: Cynara cardunculus var. scolymus (artichoke)
Lineage: Eukaryota; Viridiplantae; Streptophyta; Magnoliopsida; Asterales; Asteraceae
Product: ABC transporter I family member 17
Exons: 4
Coding region: 150-947 (265 amino acids)
Biological process (GO): phosphate ion transmembrane transport
Cellular component (GO): membrane
Molecular function (GO): phosphate transmembrane transporter activity; ATP binding; ATP hydrolysis activity
Source: RefSeq, a predicted model, not a curated record